Messenger RNA from Larimichthys crocea (large yellow croaker), 5512 nucleotides. Its product is annotated as SITS-binding protein. The record is from RefSeq and is a predicted model, not a curated record. Lineage: Eukaryota; Metazoa; Chordata; Actinopteri; Sciaenidae. The transcript has 10 exons. The coding region runs from base 617 to 2698 and encodes 693 amino acids.
CAAACCGGAUGACAAGUCUCCACAGAAACUUUACGCACGGAGAGCGCGCACAGAGUUUGCGACCACGCGUGGGGGUCCCUCCCUCCCAGGCUGUCCGUGGCCUGCUUGCCCCGGCGGGUAGCUCCAAGACUCAGUCAAACCCUCCUGAUCCCCCAUUUCCCUCUCUCUACCUUUCCUCUGAAGAAACAACCCGGCGUUACGUCAGAAAGUGCAGGGCAAGCAAGACAGCGUCUUAGGAGCUAUUCGCAGGCAUUGCUGCCAAACCCGGCUUGGGGCUGCUCACGAGCUCACUGCAGCCAAUGCAAUUGACAAAUCCAACUCUUUUAAAACAGCAGCAGUAUGUGGUAAGUCAAUUAUUCAUUCAUACUGUUUUAUUUCCCCGCUGGGAUUUUUUUCUCACAGCUUUCUUCACAUGACAGGUCUCUGUUGCUGGCACAAUUGCGCAAAAAAAAUCCAACAGUGUAAACGGUGUAAAGAUAAAGAGUAGGCUGGUUUACCCUGUAGCCUCACUGAAAAAACACCAUAACAUGAUGAACCAACAGAGAUUUUUGACGCACAAAGAUUUCUGCAGCAUUUUUUGUGUUUGAUUCUUUGCUGAUCUCAAAAAAAAAACAACAUGCCCCACGCACGAAAUAGGAACCCUAGCCCCAUCCCUGAGGUAACAUGGGACACGGGAUUGAAGGAGAUGAACGAGACCUGGAAGGGAGCAAUAGCCUGUCUCGGAGUGGCCGUCUUCUUUGUCAUGACCAUCGGGAUCAUAUACUGGCAAGUGGUGGACCAGCCCAACAAGAACUGGAUCCUCAGGGGUACUUUUAGCGGACUUAUUUGGGAGAGAAGAACCCAUUCGCUGGUCAUACAGACCUUGACGGAGGACAAGACCUAUGUGGAGAUAGACGUGGGGAACGUAGGGAACCCAGACAUCGAGGUUCCCUUCGUGAGGAACCUGUGCUGGCUGAAUAAAACGGAGUUCUGCUAUACGUGGGACUCGGUGGCCGAGGUGAAGAUCUCUCUGGAGGUGAACGAGGAGACGGAGACGGAGUGCUACAGUAUGACUUGGGCGCCGGUGCACUGUCAUGUGGAGUUGAAGGACUGCUUCUCCAUGACCAAUGUAUCCUGGUACGGCGGCGCCAGUGUCCGGGGUCAGACCUGGCCAAUUAAUGAUCAGAACGCCACAACGCAGCCCUUCACUGUGAGUGAUCUUAAAGACAAUCCCUCUGGCUUUGGAUCUGCCCUGGAACGCUACUUCCUGGGCUCAUCAGGUGUUGCAGUGCUUGUAUCUCCUGAUAUUCCCUUGCAACUGGGAUUGGACAGCAGACAGCAGUUUUGCCUACAGUCGCUGCCCAGUAUGGAGCGUGUCCCUUUACAGUACACUGUGUGUGUGGCCCACAAUGUAAAAGCUGCUCACCAGGAAGCAGUGCAACAAUUCUCUCAGCAUACCAGGGAGCUGCCCAACACGAAGGCGCUGUGGCUGCCAUUCUGGAAGCUGCUCACCAAUGUGGAUUCAGGGCAGAAGGUGGAGAGGGAGCUGAGGACCUUCUCUAAUCGUAUAAGGAGACACCAGCUUGGGGAGGGAGUCAUCAGCCUCAAUGAACAUUCCACCACCCUCCUCUCUGAUAUGGACCAUGACUACCUCAACAGCAGGAAAAGGGGGAUGUCCAAGAGACUGACCAGGGACCUCCCACUUGUCAAGCUUCUUAACAUUUCCAUCACCCUGUCCCCUUUCCUUGGCGUGGACACCACGCAGUUCCACAACUCCCUCAUGGACGGCACUGAGGCCUACUGGCUCAGUCUCCCGUCAGCCCCCCAGGGACAGCUGAUCCCUGUGAUGAGUCAGUGGCGAGGAAAGUUCUGUGUAAAGCUAAACAUCACCAACCCUGGAGCGGUGAGCUGGUUCCUGGACAGAGUGGGGUCCCUGCAGGCCCAUUUGGGGAUGGAGUAUGUCAUGCUGGAAGGGGGCGAAGGAAAUCUGUUUGAGGAGCAAGCCCUGCGACCUCCACAGGCUUUCAGUGGAGACAAAUAUAUCAGUCUGCUGGCCGACCUGGCCACAAGGAUAGGAGACUCCACCAUCGUGACAGCAGGCACACGGUCAAGCCACAAGCCUCUGUUUGUGAGGAUGACCCCCUUGCAGUCUGACUGGAGCCCAAUGGGCCUGAAGGGCAUCAUUCCCUCCCUGCUGCACCAUACUCUGCUGGGAUACAACUUCCUCAUUCCUGAUGCAGUAGGUGGCUCUCAGUCUGGAGACCUGGUCACAGAUGAGGAGUUGUUCAUCCGUUGGCUAGAGAUCACAGCCUUUCUCCCUGUUAUCAGCUUCCACACACCGCCAUGGGUCUGCGGAGAAGACCGGGUACUAAACCUAACUCGGUCCUACAUUGCAAAGCACCAGAGGGAUGUGGUUCCACUGAUAGAAAAGUAUGCAGAGGAGUGGCUGAUGACGGGUAACCCCAUCUACCGACCAAUGUGGUGGCUCAGUCCCAACGACCCCAUGACCUUCACCAUCAAUGACCAGUUCCUCAUUGGAGACGAGGUCCUGGUGGCACCAGUGGUGGAGAAGGGGGCAGUGCAGAGGGAUAUUUAUUUACCCGAUGGGGGCUUCCAGUGGCAGGACAGCCAGAACGCUCAGGUGUACGAUGGAGGCACGUUCCUACAGGACUACCCUGUGCCCUUGGAGGAGGUGGCCAUUUUCUUACGGAGAAGCUGAGUCAUGUGACUGAUCCACCAAGUCACCUGACUUUUUUUUUAAAAUACUUGUGCUGUUCUCAACUUGCACUUUUCCACUAAAGACCAUUGACCCUGUCUCAAGACCCUGUCUUGGGAUGAUAUGUAGAAAGAUCUUUUUAUACUUGCACUUUACAGUUCAAAAUGAUUUGUGUUUUUUCUCCUUUGUGACAGUUUUUUCUUCCUUUUUUAAAAAUGUUAAUUAGUUUUACCUCUUGGCUGAUUUGUUUCCGGAAUUUUUGAUCUGUUCUGCUUCUUUUUUUUUUCUUUUUUUUUUGUAUGUAAGUUUCAGAGAAAUCUCUGCAUUUACAUACUGCAUUUCUACAGUCUUUAAAUUUUUAGCUGCUGCUGGCUCUCUUGAUAAGGAGGAACAAAGCAAGCCCCUUGUUUGCUUAAAAAAGAAUCUGAAUCUUUCAAGAAGACCAAAUGAAGAUAUAGAAGGACAAAGGAAAAUGUUUGAAAGGGUUUUUUUUCGGGAGAAAUGCUUAUUGGGAGGAAGUUAGCUCACAGAGAGCGUCAUACCAAGACCUACACACCGUGGUACCGUAUGUCUUGCUUACUCAUCACAAAGGCUUUUACUUGAACCUAUCAGGCCAAUGGGCCGAUGUUUUAUGAAUGUACCUCAAGUUAUGGUUUUUCACUGCUUUAUGGAAUCAUCACACACAACAACCCCUUAGCACUUAUUCUUAGAGUAGUUUUACUUAAUUUAUCAACAUACCACUCUGUUGGACACAUCUGAAUGUCCCUUAGUACUGUAGGCCAGAUAAACAUGAGGCCAAGCCACUGUAAUUAUAACUCUGGCUAUGUUUGAAUUAAGAUGAGAUGUUACCUUCUUACUAACCUGCUGUAGUAAGGGCUUUUAAAUUGGCUGCUCUUUUCUUUUUGUUUUUUUUUGUUGGAUGUUGUGUUGAUUUGCUCUUUCAUCUUCAUGGGUGCAAAAUUAAGCUCUAAAGAAAGCCUUGUUGACGACACCGUAGAGGUCGAAAAGGAGAUUUUUUAAUAGAUAGUCCGACAUGUUGGGAAAUACACAUAUUUGUUUUCCUGUAGAGACUUAGAUUAGAGUAGAUUGAUACCAUUCUCAUGUCUGUACCAUUAAAUAUUAAAGGAACACUGUGUAGAAUUUGGUGACAUCUAGGGGCAAAGCUGCAGAUUGCAACCAACUGAAUACUGCAUGUAGGAGAACCUACAAUGGCAACUUGCAGAAAACUGGUCUGUUCUGUGCUACUGUAGAAACACGGUGAUGCACAUGGCUCUCUGUAGAUAUAAAUGGUUUAUUUUAAGGUGAAAACAAAAAACACAGUGAUUAUUAUUUUCAGGAGAUUAUGCACUAAACUGACUUUAAGUUGCCACAAGCAGCUGGUUAGCUAAUCUGGUCCAGUUUAACAACACCUACCUACCAGUACCUCUAAAGCUCACUAAUUGACAGUCUACAAUCUCUAUAUAUUCUUGAAUCUAAUUAAAUUUCAUUUCAAUUUACUUAUAUAGUGUAUAACAGAAGUUAUCUUACUUUCCAUAUACAGCAGGUUUAGACUAUACUCUUUGUAAUAUUAUUUACAGAGACCCAAACAAUUCCCAACAUGAGUAAGCGCUUGAUAAUGGUGGCAAGAAAAAACUUCCAACCACUUAAUCUGUACAAGAAAGCUUCGUAUUUAUCAUACAAAUGUAGAAAUGGUAUCAUCUUUUCAUCUCCUUUUCAACAAGAAAUCGAAAAAACAUAUUUCCCAAAAUGUCAAACUAUUUUUUCUAAUACGUGGGCGCAAGAGCUCUUCAGACACCAAAUACAAUGAUUCUCUCACAUGUAAGAAAUGUCUAUUGCAGCCGUCUUGGAUUUAGUAGAAAUCUUUGAAAGCAUACCUGUCAUUUAAGGCACAGAGGUGCAUCGGCCACUUGAGAUAAACCCUGACGAGUAAUCAAAUUUCUGCCCUCGUGUGUACCUUCACUUUGCUUACUCUUUGGACUAUCCUUGUAAUCCACUUCCAUCGCUAACUUUAUUUCAGUAGCAUUACUUAUAUAAGAGAAUUGUUUUUAUUUGGUUUGAACCCUGACUUAAUGCUUUAGCCAGAUGUUAUGUAAAUUAGAUUACAGAUGUUCUUCUGUGAUUAUAUUCAAAACUAACCCAUGAGGAAAUGUAAUCACUUUUGCACCAUGAUAUAUUGCUCUAUGUGCAGUUAGUUAGCUUUUCUUUAUUGAUUUGCUCCUCACAAGACAAUCUUAACUGGCCAGCAGUGAUGAUACAGACUCUUUGUCACUUAGUGAAUGCUUUACCACUAAAUUGAUUGUGUAACUUUGAUCUAUCAAGUUUACUGUAUCAACUCGAACACUCAGGUCUACUGAAGCUUAUAAAAUCACCAAAUGUCUUAGUGCAACACAGUAUGUUGUGAACACAUUGACGUCUUAAUCUAUCCUAAAGCUGAAUGUACAAUGGACAAACUGUGAUUUCCCAACCGAGCCCUCCGUGCGAGGAGCUUUUUGAGCUCCCGUUCUAAUGCUUUUAUGGAAUGCUGUGGUAUGUUCACGUAUAAGUUGCAGGAAAAAAAAAAGCUUUGAUGUGUUUAUUCCUUCCCUCUACAGACUGAGCGAACCAUGUGCCUUAAUAUGCCACUCUUAAAUCUGGACAACAACGAGUGUCUGGAUUAUUGCAUUAUCAGCAAUGUACAUAUUACGAUGACUGUGCCAUUACAAGUGUUUUUCUCUUCUGUAAAUCAGAGAACUUAGAAUGACAAAGUUGCAAUAAAGUUUACAUUUUCUUACUUCACUUCCUCGAGUAAUUUAGUUUUCUUUGAAAGCUUUAUUUCAC